GACCUUGCCACAUCAGCUGUCGCUUAUACCGGAUCAAUUUGCAAAGCUGAGAACGAGUCUCAAAAUGCAAUGAAUGAAUCUCAUGUUGAAUUAUCAGAACAUGAGGCGUGCUCUCCAACUGACACGUCAAAAGAUCGGCUGGGACAAGAUUUUAGGAUUAUCUAG
Molecule: messenger RNA, 165 nt
Organism: Racocetra fulgida
Lineage: Eukaryota; Fungi; Glomeromycota; Glomeromycetes; Diversisporales; Gigasporaceae
Source: the annotation of a GenBank genome assembly